GGCUGUGGCGUUGUACUCUUUGCAUAAAUUGUGCAAUUGCUAGCCUAGCCGGUGCUCUCUAGCCGGUGUGUGGAUCAGGACCUAGAUCUACCUUGCCAAGGUACCCCAAGGACAACGACCGCACCCACGAUGCGGGCGGAUUGAGGUCGACAUACCCACGAUGGCGCUUGACGCAUCCAACGGCUUCGUGGCGGCCGGCGCGGUAGCCGACCUCGCCGGCGAAGGGGCGUUGCCCAUCUUCGACGUCGAGCGCGUGCAGCUCCAGUUCCCCAUAGCUGCUGACUUCGUCGCAGCCCAGGUCGCCAACAACGUUCUUGUUUUAGCCCUCUCCAACGGCCGCAUCCUGCGCAUAGACCUCAACAGACCCGAGGACAUCGAUGACAUCGACCUCCCCAAGAAGCCAGCUGAGGUGGGCGUCAUCCGCCGCAUGUUGCUCGACCCCACGGCCUCACACUUGAUCGUAUGCACGUCGCUCGCCGAGAACUACUAUCUGCACUCGCAGACGCGCCAGCUGCGCCCCCUCGCCCGUCUCCGCGGCGUCCACAUCGAGAGCAUUGCCUGGAACCCCGCCCUGCCCACCGCCUCGACGCGCGAGAUUCUCAUUGGCACCUCGGACGGCAACAUAUACGAGGGCUACAUCGAGACGUCGACCGAGUUCUACCGUAGAGAGGACAAGUAUCUCAAGCUUCUGCAGAAGUACCCCGAUGGCCCCAUUACCGGCCUCUGGGUUGACGCCCUACCUGGCCGUGCCGACAUGCGCCGGGUCUUGGUGAGCACCCAGAGCACGCUUUUCCACCUCGUCGGCAAGGUUGGCCGCGGCCACGACGGGAGCGGAUCCAUCUACUCCAAGCUGUUCGAAUCAGAGCAGCCCGUCAUUCACGAACUGCCUCGGUCCGCGGCUGCUGCUGCGGCUGCUGCUUCGGCCCUUGUCGUCUCUCCUGACGUCCAGGGUGCCUCGAGAUUCCCAGGGGAUAUCAUGCCGGACCGCGCCUUUGCUUGGCUGUCCUCGCACGGUGUAUACCACGGGAAGCUGCUUGUCAACCCCGUUGGAUCUGAGCUCGGGGCCAAGGUCUUUUCUGAAGCCAAGCUCCUUCCGCGGUCACAACUAGCCGGCUCGGAAACGGCGGGACGGAGGAGAGCAGCGACUGAUUAUAUUGACGCAAUAGCACUAACCCAGUGGCAUGUCGUCAGCCUGGUCGGAGACCAGGUAGUUGCCGCCAACCGGCUGACGAGCUCCGUCGUCUACGACCAAGUUAUCCUGAAACAGGGUCAAAAGGCUAUUGGCCUAUGCGUUGAUAUUCAAAAGAACACGUUCUGGCUCUUCACGUCCCAAGAAAUCUUUGAAAUCGUUGUGCGGGACGAGGACAGGCAUAUUUGGAAGAUUAUGCUGCAGAUGCAACAGUUUGAUGCUGCCCUGCAGUAUGCUCACACCCCGGCAGAGAGAGACGCGGUUGCGACCGCUUCGGGUGACUAUCUAGUCGGCAAGGGGCUGUACCUCGAAGCUGCUGGCGUCUACGGUAAGAGCAGGAAGCAGUUUGAAGAAGUGGCGCUCACAUUCAUCGACAACAACCAGCCGGAUGCUCUCCGGAAGUACCUCCUGGCAAAAUUAGGCACGUAUAAAAAAUCGUCCGUCAUGCAAAGGGUCAUGAUAGCAAGCUGGCUGGUCGAAGUGUUUAUGGCCAAGCUCAACUCGCUUGACGAUACAAUUAUCACAGGGGCUGAGCUAUCCGAGACGCUGAACCCUACCCAGACAAAAGAACAGCUAGAUACGGUCCGGGCCGAGUACCAAGACUUUGUCAACAAACACAAGUCAAAUUUGGACAAGAAAACCGUCUACGACGUCAUCAGCAGCCACGGCCGAGAAGAGGAGCUUCUCUUCUACGCGAACGCCGUAAACGACUACAAUUUCGUUCUUUCCUACUGGGUUCAGCGAGAACGGUGGGCUGAGGCCUUGAGCGUCCUCAAGCGACAGACAGAUGCCGAGGUCUUUUACCGCUAUAGCAGCGUGCUUAUGACGCACGCGGCUACCGAGCUGGUAGAGGUUCUCAUGCGGCAGGCUAACCUGAAGCCUCGCAACCUUAUACCAGCACUGCUCGAGUAUGACCGGAAUUUCAAGGGCUCCCUGUCCCAAAACCAAGCCAUCCGCUACCUCCAGUACGUUGUAAACCAGCUCAGCUCUGUCGAUUCUGCGAUACACAACACCCUAGUCUCCAUCUAUGCGUCGCAUCCCUCAAAAGACGAAUCAGCACUCCUCGCGUACCUGGAAUCGCAGGGCGACGAGCCCAGGUUUGACCCAGACUUUGCCCUCCGGCUAUGCAUACAGAACCACCGGGUUCUUUCGUGUGCCCACAUAUACACCAGCAUGGGCCAAUACGUCCAGGCGGUGGACCUGGCGCUGUCGCACGACCAGGUAGACUUGGCGGCCAUCAUCGCCGACCGUCCCAUGUCCAACCCGCCGCUGCGGAAAAAACUGUGGCUAGCCGUGGCAAAGAAGGUCAUCUCGCAGUCCAAUGGCAUCAAGACGGCCAUAGAGUUCCUGAAGCGGUGCGACCUGCUCAAAAUUGAGGACCUGAUCCCUUUUUUCCCUGACUUCGUGGUGAUUGACGAUUUCAAGGAAGAGAUAUGCGCGGCGCUCGAGGACUACAGCCGAAAUAUUGACGGGCUCCGGCGCGAGAUGGACGAGUCGAGCCAGACGGCGGCCAACAUCAAGGUGGACAUUGCGGCGCUCGACCACCGGUACGCCAUUGUCGAGCCAGGGGAGAAGUGUUAUGUUUGCACCCUCCCCCUGCUCAGCAGGCAGUUUUUUGUCUUUCCUUGCCAGCACGCCUUCCAUUCCGACUGCCUCGGCCGCAAGGUUCUCGAGCAGGCCGGCCCGGCGAAGAGCAAGCGCAUCAAGGAGUGCCAGGUGCAGAUUACCAAGGGCUUGGUCAGCGGCGCGAAGCGCGACGCCAUGAUUGCGGAGCUGGAUUCUCUCGUGGCUUCGGCUUGUAUCCUGUGUAGUGAAUAUGCUAUCAGGAGGAUAAAUGAGCCGUUUGUUAAAGACGAGGAAGAUAAAAGCGAGUGGGCACUAUAGGGGUUCCCAGUAAUAUCGUUUGGAAUAAGAUGAAAUCCAAAACAGUUCCUACGCCGCACAUGUGAUGUGGGGGUGGCAAGCGGGUGAGUAGGGGUGUAUAUACGCUUAAAGUCUAU
Lasiosphaeria miniovina is the source of this 3189-nucleotide messenger RNA. RefSeq names its product Pep3/Vps18/deep orange family-domain-containing protein. The record is from RefSeq and is a predicted model, not a curated record. Gene Ontology annotation, molecular function: protein-macromolecule adaptor activity. Bases 161 to 3073 code for a protein of 970 amino acids. NCBI's taxonomy places the organism in Eukaryota, Fungi, Ascomycota, Sordariomycetes, Sordariales, Lasiosphaeriaceae. Gene Ontology annotation, biological process: vesicle-mediated transport; intracellular protein transport; vacuole organization. Gene Ontology annotation, cellular component: HOPS complex; endosome. The transcript is spliced from 3 exons.